Molecule: messenger RNA, 1320 nt
Organism: Entamoeba invadens IP1
Lineage: Eukaryota; Evosea; Mastigamoebida; Endamoebidae
Product: protein phosphatase 2A, caeel, putative
Exons: 1
Coding region: 1-1320 (439 amino acids)
Cellular component (GO): nucleus; cytoplasm
Molecular function (GO): protein serine/threonine phosphatase activity
Source: RefSeq, a predicted model, not a curated record
AUGGCAGAGAACGAUUUCUACCUUAAAAGGUUCAACAUUUCGGUGAGUGCUGUGAAAAAGUGGUUUGAAAAGUUGGGGAAUGAAUUCCCAGAAGAGCUGAAGAGCGAAAAUGUGGUAGAACUAAUCGAGAUACCACUCAGUGACGAGAAGAGCGUAGUCGUCAACCCGUUCUUCAUUUGCGAGAUGAAUAAGCACAAAGUUGUCAAGAUCGUCCCACACAUGGAAACACUCAAACAAUUGACUCCAAAAUACACUGAACAACACAAUCCAACUUACACAUUUAACAGCAAAUUUUAUGAGAUGAGUAGAGGCUUGAUGUAUCAACGCGAAGUCUUUCCAUCAAACAACAACGACGAUCCAGUGUUCGAAAAGGAAGAAGCAAGGAUGUUGGUGGCGAAUCGAGUGAUCAGAAUACUCAGAAAAGACUUCAUCAGAAUCGAAGACCCAAAAGAGGGUGGCCCCACACACAGAUGGAAAAUCGGGCAAAUUCCAAUUGAACUAUUCACACAACUCAUCGACUGUUUGAAUGAGGUUCUCAACACUGAGCCGAUGAUCGUUCCAAUCUCACCACCAGCGUUCGUGAUCGGAGAUUUGAGUGGAAGUUAUGACGAUGUUACGAGGAUUAUGUCGGCACUGCAAAUUGUCCCAACAGGUACAUUUGGUCCAUGCGCCGUUGUUUUGGUUGGAGACUACAUCCCGUUUGGACCGCACCCUCUUGAGGUCUUUGCUAUGAUCGCAGCGAUGAAAAUUUUGUGCUCCAAAAACUUUGUGCUCCUGUCACCACAAUAUCCGCUCAAUAAUUUGCCAAAUGAGAUGAAACCGUGUUUUGAAAUAAUCAAAAAGAAAAUAGUUGAUGAGUAUGGAGACGAUAAGUUGUACGCAAAGAUCACACAGAGCAUAUCAAAUUUCGGAUUAGCAGCGCUUAUUGAUGGGAAAAUUUUGUGUGUUCACAUCGGGCUGCCAGUCAACGUUGCUCUCUCCUCUGACAUGGUUGCCGAAAUGAAAAAAAUAUCAAAAAGAACGUACGAACCGCCUGUCCAGAUUGUGGAAGAAGGUGAUGAGAUGCACCCAACCGAAUUUCUUCCCGAAGAUUUGGUGAUAAGAAACACAAAGUGCAAUUUCAUCAUUCGAGGCGGUAAGUCAUGUUCGCAGUUUUUGUCAAAGCACAAACACAUGAUUUUUCUGAAGAGCAAUUGUCUAAACGAGCCGUCGAAAAGAAACGCUGGUGUUCUGGUCGACAAGGGGAAGAUUCGUGUACUGAUCGUUUCCAAACAUUUCAAUGGACUUGACAGCGACGUGAUGAGCUCUGAAUCGUGCUGA